GUCCCGAAGGGUUCCCUGGUGGGCUGUGUGGGUCACCCUCUCCCACGGUGUCCGCCGACCCUAGGGUGUCUGUCUCUCUGCGGAUAGGAGGGCGCCAUGGAGGCGCCGCCGCCUGCGCCUCGCAGCCGCCUUUGUGGAGCCUGGGGUCCUUUCCCCCGAGUCUUUGCUGCGGGUGCUGUGGCUGCGGAUUCCCAAAGCUUUGUGGAGGAUCCGGAGCUGCGUUCUUAUGUCUCAGACCCCGGUUCCUCGGAAUCCGGAUGGGACCGCCUCCGGCAGCUGUUUGUCAAAGAUGAACAGCGGAAAAUCUCAAAGGAAAUGGACUACAUCUGCAGGGCAGCACUUUCAGCCGGCAUCAUUGGCUGGGCAUAUGGAGGGAUACCUGCCUUUAUUUAUGCUAAAAGACGCUACAUUGAGCAGAGUCAAGCAGAGAUUUAUCACAACCGAUUCGAUGCCGUGCAAAGUGCGCAUCGUGCUGCCACAAGGGGCUUCAUUCGGUAUGGCUGGCGCUGGAGUUGGAGAACCGCAGUCUUCGUGACCAUUUUCAACACAGUGAACACUGGACUAACUGUGUAUCGAAAUAAAGAUGCCUUGAGCCAUUUUGCCAUUGCUGGAGCUGUCACAGGAGGCCUUUUCAGAAUAAACUUAGGUCUUCGAGGCCUGGUGGCUGGCGGUAUAAUUGGAGCUUUGUUGGGCACGCCGAUGGGGAGCUUGCUGAUGGCCCUCGAGAAGCACUGUGGUGAGACAGUUCAAGAGAGGAGACAGAAGGACAGGGAGGCACAGCAGGAGCAGAGGCUGGAAGAGUGGAGACGCAAUCUGCAGGUCACUGAGCUUCUCCCUAUGGAAAUUGAAAGUGGCUUAGAGAAGAUUCAGCCUGAGAAAGAUGCUCAGAGAAUUGAGGAGCUGCUACGCCUGCCUAGGAACCCUGCAUCACCAGAUAAACAAAGCGAGGACUGAGGACCAGGGUCUGUGUCUGGGAAGGCCAGUGCAGGCUGCUCCUUGCCAGCCUGCUGACUGACGUGAGUGCUGGCAGCUGCGGUCGCAGUGGCUUGUCUUUGGUAUUUUUUAAUAUCAAGAAUUAGGCACUCUGCUCUGGGCAAGGUGUCACUGACCAGUAAUUCCGGCUGCUUGGGAAGGAGGCUGAGAAAGGAAGUCAGUGUGAGGCCAGCUAGAGCUGCCUGGUGAGAACCUGGUUCAACAUGUGCACCCACAGAAACCAAGAGCAGAACCAACCGACAGCCCAAGUGUUCUUCUUUAUUCUGAUCAUUGAUCCGUCUAAACACCUAACAUUUCUCUAUCUUGCUAGAUGUUAUACCAGUAAAAUUCUUCCCAAAAGAU
Rattus norvegicus (Norway rat) is the source of this 1335-nucleotide messenger RNA. It is a transcript of the gene Timmdc1, whose product is annotated as translocase of inner mitochondrial membrane domain containing 1. The record is from RefSeq and is marked provisional. Gene Ontology annotation, biological process: mitochondrial respiratory chain complex I assembly. The coding region runs from base 97 to 954 and encodes 285 amino acids. Gene Ontology annotation, cellular component: mitochondrial membrane. Lineage: Eukaryota; Metazoa; Chordata; Mammalia; Rodentia; Muridae. The transcript has 7 exons.